This is a messenger RNA of Columba livia (rock pigeon), 4621 nucleotides long. RefSeq names its product gap junction protein alpha 9 (gene GJA9). The transcript has a single exon. The record is from RefSeq and is a predicted model, not a curated record. Gene Ontology annotation, cellular component: connexin complex. Gene Ontology annotation, biological process: cell-cell signaling. The coding region runs from base 1817 to 3343 and encodes 508 amino acids. Lineage: Eukaryota; Metazoa; Chordata; Aves; Columbiformes; Columbidae. Gene Ontology annotation, molecular function: gap junction channel activity.
UCUGCACACGAGUGACACCAAACAGCAGAUUUUAACCAGCAGUCGCCUUUGUUUUACGAGUGAAGUUUUAUCCAGUUCUGGCAUAGUCCUGUUUAUUGGACAAGAAGCUCUUUUCAACACAUUGAAGAACUUAUGUGGGGCAAAGAGACGUCCCGAGUGGAAACAGGGUGUGUUAUCUAAGCUUAAAAGUAGACAACUAGAGACUGGGGGGGAUGGGGCCAAAAAGGCAAAAAUAAUCCCCAAACAAACCAACCAACCACAAAACUUAAAGUUUUGGAUAAAUUCCAGGGCAUCUUCAGAAGUUUUGCUCAUGAAAACAAAACCACUAAUCUGUAGCUACUGAUUUGCGUGUGUCUUAGCGAUCAAAAGUGAACCUGUAAGGCAGCUCAGAAAACACGCACCUCGGUCUGCUCUGCUCUCAAACACAGGACCGCUGCAUUCGGUGGCCCUAAAGACAAUAUUGAGUAGACCGGUUGUCCCAGUUUCUCAUUAGCGGUUCAUCAUUUGUAAUCCAACCUUCACUGCAGGAAGAGAACGAUGGGAGCGAGUCGUGUCACCCCGAACGCCCCGAGGACGCGUCGCUGCUGUUUGUGCCGCUGGAUGUCCAGCCGACCAUUGUGGGUCAGACAAAUACAGUAGAAAAUAGAAAUCAAUUGUACGCAUUCAGUGCACAUUAUUGAUGAGCAGGAAUGAAAAGGGCUUGAUCUCUGGAGAAUAUUUCCACGACUGAAUGAUUUCUGUGGUGGUUGACCCUGAGCUAAGGAAAUAGAACAGGCGUUCAAGUUUGGGGGAUGUUUUGCGGCAAACCCGCCACCAGUGAAAGGCACCGAGGUGGCUUUAGACCUGGAAGAGAAAUGAGUAUUCUUUCCUCGCAUCGCUAAUUAUUUUGUUCCUAAGCGCUGAAUGUUGGUUAGGACAGUUAAUGUACAUCUGCAAAAUGUCUGCACCAAGGUAAAGAGCAGCGUCGGUGCUAUCAAAUCCUCCUUUGCGCUCCAAUUCACGUCGUUGCCGCUCGACUUGUGCGGUCGCUGUUUGGCUGCCGUACCGUUUCCCGCGAGGUCACGCGUCCCAGAACAUCAGAUGCAGAUCGUUCGAGGUGUGGGAAACGUCUGAGCCCGCUGCGGGUGCUGUUCUGCUGGGGCCCGGCACUAAAGGGCGUUUGUGCCGCCGCUGGGUGGGUGAAGAUCAGCUGAAGGGAUUUCGAGCUGCAGAUUCUUCAUUUCGAGCUUUCUAAACGAGGUUCUCUCGCUGGUCAGAGUUGAACGACGCUGGGAGCGGUAACAGACCGAACCGCAGAUCGAUUUUCUCCUCGCUCCAUCCCCAGCGAAUAUAAAUUCAAUGUGCAAAGCUCGUGCUCCAUCACUUGUUCCUGUAGCAAAAUAAACAGCUUAGAAUGUGAAAUUUCCUCGGCCGGAGGGAAGAUGGUGGGGGUUAUAACUUCUUCCCAGACACCACAGAUCUUUAACUUUACACAUUUUUGCAAAGAAAGGUAGGUUUUAAUUUUAAUUUGCUGUUUAUUUUUAAUUUAUCUUUAAAAAAGGUGCAACUUGCGUAUUUAUAAACUGAUUGGCAGGAGUAUUUCCAUGUUUGGCAGGCUGCCUUAACAGCAAGUUUUCUCUAUAGCCGUCAGUAUUGCAGCCGUAAGACUGCAACUCCCAUUUGAUUUCUUAACACUCCUGCUUUACAGGUGAAAAUUAACGCUAUUUCCAUAGAAAACACCACUGAAAAGGAAUUUAGAAUCUUGUCCCACCAGCUUUUACAGUGUUUGAUGCUUUUCUUCUCUCCUACAUUUUAGUGUUAAGAUGGCAGAAUAAUAAUGGGAGACUGGAAUUUCCUCGGAGGCAUUUUAGAGGAGGUCCACAUUCAUUCCACCAUUAUUGGCAAGAUUUGGUUAACUAUUCUCUUCAUAUUUCGAAUGCUGGUCCUCGGGGUGGCGACCGAAGAUGUUUGGAACGACGAACAAUCCGAAUUUAUAUGCAACACUGAGCAACCCGGUUGCAGAAACGUGUGCUACGAUGAGGCCUUUCCCAUCUCUCUCAUAAGAUACUGGGUCUUGCAAGUUAUAUUCGUGUCUUCCCCUUCCUUGGUGUACAUGGGUCAUGCUUUAUACCGGCUGAGAGCCCUGGAGAAAGAGAGGCAGAAAAAGAAAGCUCAGAUAAGAGUGGAACUGGAAAGCACUGAGUUAGAAAUGACCGAAAAUCGGAAAAGGCUGGAGAGGGAGCUCCGGCAACUGGACCAAAGGAAGCUGAACAAGGCGCCGCUGCGAGGGUCUCUGCUCUGCACCUACGUGGUGCACAUCUUCACCAGGUCUGCCGUGGAGGUCGGGUUUAUGAUCGGCCAGUAUCUUCUGUACGGCUUCCAUCUAGAUCCCCUGUACAAGUGUCAGAGAGACCCGUGUCCAAACACAGUCGACUGCUUCGUAUCGAGACCGACGGAAAAGACCGUGUUCAUAUUAUUCAUGCAAUCGAUAGCGACUGUGUCGUUGCUUUUAAAUAUCCUCGAAAUUAUCCACCUAGGAUUCCGAAAAAUUAAACUGGGACUCUGUGGGCACAAUAAACACAAGGACGACCCUGACAAUUCCUACGGAAACAAGCCCAAGAAGUACUCGGUGAUACCGCACCCGUCUUUGGGAAUAUCCACCACCCCGCAGAAAACGCUUCCUUCUGCGCUUAGCGGUUACACCUUCCUGAUGGAAAAGCAAACUGAUGCUGCCAUCUACCCCGUCCUAAAUUCUCCUCCCACGUUUCAGUCUGUGCAAAAUAACCGUACGGAAAGCAGCAGCAACUACACAUGUCGCAAUCAGGAGUAUAAAUCGCCAAAGAGGCCGGCUACAAACGCUUCAGACAAUCAGACUCCAAAUAUUAGCACAAAUAAUAACGAUGCCUUGCUUGGCAAACUGGAUGCUCAAAAAGAAGCUGAAAGGAAACACUUCCCCGUUGGUGCUCAGAGUGCAGACAUCGCUUCGAGAGGCUUCGCUGAAGCGCCACCUCAAGCUUUGCUGCAGCCCGACACAGCUCAGCCCGUCACUGCUUUCAGAAGACAACACAGAAUCGGUUCAUCUCGGAGCUGCUCGGCGACGGCCGAGGGCGCAGGAGCUUCAGCUAAUUCUCUUCCCAAGAACAGCAACCGAAGGCAGAGCAGCCUCGGCGCAAGCACAGCCCAAAGUCACAGCGCUGGCGCCAAGACCUGCAGCCGACCAGCCACUCCGGAGUCCCCCGGGGAGGCGAGCUCGGGGUCCCACGAGAGCCGGAGCCGCGGGAGCCCCCGGCCGGCCCUGCCCCGGCGCCCCUCGCUCUCCAGCAACGCCAGCAGCCGACGGGCCCCCACCGACCUGCAGAUAUAGCGGGGGAGCCCCCGAAUCGCGCCCGUCGACACUGGGGUUGUCGGAACGCCGCGACACGAGCCCGCCCUGUGUAAGAGCAUCGCCCAGCUUUAACCACCGGCCCACGACGAUGGAAAAGUUGUGGAGAGCGGUGAAUAUUAGCGGAGUAACGUCUGAACGGUCUCUUUGCUUCCUGUGUGAUGAGAGGCGGCUUGGGGCUCGGCAUAUGAACUUCCACAGCACCCUUCGGCUAAAAAGGGAAACGUACAUUGUGUAAAUCCACAUAUUAGGAAAAGUCGGGCGUAAAAUCACAGCUGAUGCUCUUUAAACGGAAAAAGAAAAAAGCUAGAAAUCAAACCUUACAGUCUAACAAUAUAUUUUACAAAUGUAAAUGAAAUUAAGCUAAAGAUGGCACUGGUGCUCUCAGCGGAAAUUAACUAUCGGUAAACAUGUUUUUGCUUAAUCUCUGUAGGAAUUCAAGCAGAUAUUUGAUUGCUGGCUGAAGGCAGAACACCAGGCGUAUCCCCCCGCUCCAGCUGGGCUAAAUACAGAAGGAACAGACCAUCUGAUACACGUAUCACUAAUUCUCUGGCCCCGCGGUCCCUUUACGCUUUCUUUUCAGUGUAUCACCACUGGCUUCCCCCGCGGAAAUCAGAGCGAGUCUCUCAUUGUGCGCUAUCGCCACUAAAUCCACUAUCGCCAUUUGUAAAUGAGCUGUGAGCUUUAAAAGUGGGAUUUCGCAUCACACUACCAAGCUAGCGAAUUUUUUUAACCAGAAAACACACCACUGAAAUGUAUAGAUCAGAAAUGUUGGAUUUCCCAAACCAGAAAGCUCACUAUGGUAAAAAAUAAGUAAUUUUAAAGCAUGGUGGCACCUUGCUGCUUUCAGUGUCAAAAACCAUAGAAAAGGUGUUUCAAAGUGUAAACCCACUCCUUCUCCGAACAAUACGGGGUCUGUUUGUCUCUCCCCUGAAUUCUAACAUUACUGCAAGCAUUAUGGCCCUGUCCACACAAGAAAUAUGCAUUAGUACUAUUAAAUCUGUUCACUGGACACUCCUCUCCAGCAGCUGCUCUUGUCACCUCUAGUGUUGCUCUACACGUAUCCGUACAUACAAACCCACGUAAUUCUGCUGACACUGUACAAUUUAACGUUGUUUGAUACACAGGAAUUUAUAUAAAUGUAUAGCACGAUUUAGCUGAGUUAAUACUGCUACUGUGGCUUGAGACCUAAGUUUCUGUGGGUGAUAACUGUGCUAAUGCAUGUUUUGUAUCUAAAAUCUCUGCAAUAAAAAGCCUGGU